Hypoxylon trugodes is the source of this 1710-nucleotide messenger RNA. Its product is annotated as polysaccharide lyase family 1 protein. The transcript is spliced from 6 exons. The coding region runs from base 1 to 1272 and encodes 423 amino acids. The record is from RefSeq and is a predicted model, not a curated record. Lineage: Eukaryota; Fungi; Ascomycota; Sordariomycetes; Xylariales; Hypoxylaceae.
AUGGGUAUCCUGAAGUUUCUAGCGACUGCGUGUCUCGCGACGCUUAUUCCGAGCGCGUCGGCGCUCCUUGCAUUCCCCGGAGCGGAAGGGUUUGGAAGAAACGCGGUCGGUGGUAGAACGGGAUCAGUCUACCACGUAACAAACUUGGAUGACUCGGGCGCGGGAUCGUUUCGCGAUGCUGUGUCGAAGUCGAAUCGCAUUGUCGUCUUCGACGUAGGAGGAACUAUCAAGAUCAGCAGCCGAAUCGCCGUAUCAAAGAACAUUUAUAUCGCUGGACAGACAGCUCCGGGAAAUGGAAUAACCGUCUAUGGCAAUGGCAUGUCCUUCUCCAAUGCUAACGAUGCCAUCGUGCGUUAUAUCCGAUUCCGCAUGGGAAAAGGUGGCGAUAAAGGCAAAGAUGGCAUUACUAUCGCUGAGGGUAGUACCAUGAUAUUCGACCACGUGUCGGCUGCCUGGGGUCGCGACGAAACGUUCUCAAUCAACGGUGCUGUGCAUAAUGUGACAAUACAGAACACGAUCAUCGGUCAAGGAUUAGAGACCCAUUCUUGCGGUGGAUUGAUGCAAUCGGACUACGGUAUUAGUCUUUUCAGGAACUUGUACAUCGACAACAAGACGCGAAACCCUAAGGUCAAGGGCAUGAAUGAUUUCCAGAACAAUGUUAUCUAUAACUGGGGAGGGGGUGGCGCUUACAUCGCUGGCGACAGUGAUGGCCAGAGCUACGCCAAUAUUGUCAAAAAUUACUUCAUCUCUGGUCCGAGUUCCAGUGUGUCGGCGUUCACACGAGGAAACGCUAACUUCCAUGGCUAUAUAUCCGAGAACUACUACGACAGCAACAAGGACGGUACCCUCAACGGCUCUCCCUUGUGUACUGAGGCGUCCUGUUACGGCGGUCUCGACAUUCAAAAGUCACGAUUCGAUUAUCCAGGACCGGGUAAAGUUCUAUCGGCGCCCGACGCUCUGGCAUACGUUCUUAAGAAUGUUGGAGCCAACUUUCCCGCUCGUGACGACGUGGACAAGGGUCUCGUAGCGGAGGUCCAGAGUUACGGGAAGAAGGGCGAGCUAAUCAGCGAUGAGAACGCGAGUUCCGCGAAGAGUUUGGAGAGUGGCAUGACUGUAACCGCAGCGACGGACUCGGAUGGCGAUGGUAUUCCGAACGCGUGGGAAGAAGCGCAUGGCUUGAACUCCCAUGAUGCGAGUGAUGCUAUGAAGAUUAGCAGCUCUGGGUACGUGAACAUUGAAGUGUAUCUCAAUUCACUUGUCCCCUCUUCAUAAAUAGCUAGGGUAGUUAGUGCAUUAGCUACUUAUAUGCAGGCGUAGCAUCUUGUCUACCAUUAGUUUCCUUAUGUCCGGAAUGAUAGGGUGCGUUCUAGAUCCUUGAUUCCAGACUUGGGAAUCGAUCAUCCGAGUACAAGUACCGAAGCACAAAAUAUCGCAUCGUGGUUUAUAAGCAGCUCUAGUAUUGGUGAAUGAAAGAUCGAUGGCGCCAGUAGUCUCGUAGUGUCCGAUAAAGGAGACCGAAUCCAAGUCGCGAUCGAGUCUCAAUGAUAGCUUCAUCAACUAGUUUGCUAGUAAGUGAAUCUCGGCUUCAUCUCUCGGUUCUCGUUCGAUUGUCAUUCCUAGAAGGAUUCCGAGGCCGAAUCCGAAGCCGAUGCCGCAUUUGCUCCACCAACCUUGUCUCAUCACUCGCACAAUGGCAUGAUUAGAUGUGAU